AUGGCACCCAAGAAAACCAGCACUAAGACCAUGAAUAAGGGCAAGAAGCCCGCAACGAGCAAAGGCAAGGAGAAGCCGAUUAUCAAGACCGCUGUCAAGAAGGUUGCGGCAAAAAAGGAGGAACCAUCCUCCAAGAGUUACAGAGAGCUGAUCAUGGAAGGACUUACGACUUUGAAGGAACGUAAGGGUUCCAGUCGUCCCGCCCUCAAAAAGUUCAUUAAGGAGAACUAUCCAAUAGUCGGUUCCUCUAGCAACUUCGAUUUGUACUUCAACAAUGCCAUUAAGAAGGGCGUUGAGGUUGGCGAUUUUGAACAGCCAAAGGGUCCUGCUGGAGCUUUGAAACUGGCCAAGAAGAAAUCUCCAGAAGUAAAGAAAGGGAAAGAUACCAGCCCAAAGCCCAAGGCAGCAGCAGCCGCAGCAGCAGCAGUCACGACUACAACAGCGUCAAAAAUGAAGACCGCAUCCAAGAAGCAAGCGCCAAAGAAAGUAGUGAAGAAGAAAUCGCCUAUCGUGGCCACCAAAAAGGCAUCAUCGCCUUCUUCAUUGACCUACAAGGAAAUGAUCCUAAAGAGCAUGCCCGAACUCAAUGAUGGUAAGGGCUCCAGCCGUAUUGUUCUCAAGAAGUACGUCAAGGACACCUUCUUAUCCAAAUUGAAAGCCAGUCCAAAUUUUGACUACUUAUUCAAUAGCGCUAUCAAGAAAUGUGUUGAAAACGGUGAAUUGGUACAGCCAAAGGGCCCAUCCGGCGUUAUUAAACUGAGCAAGAAAAAGGCUAAACUAUCCACCUGA
Messenger RNA from Saccharomyces kudriavzevii IFO 1802, 789 nucleotides. It is a transcript of the gene HHO1, whose product is annotated as histone H1. Gene Ontology annotation, biological process: chromosome condensation; negative regulation of DNA recombination; nucleosome assembly. The record is from RefSeq and is a predicted model, not a curated record. Lineage: Eukaryota; Fungi; Ascomycota; Saccharomycetes; Saccharomycetales; Saccharomycetaceae. Bases 1 to 789 code for a protein of 262 amino acids. Gene Ontology annotation, cellular component: nucleosome; nucleus. Gene Ontology annotation, molecular function: nucleosomal DNA binding; structural constituent of chromatin; double-stranded DNA binding. The transcript has a single exon.